Molecule: messenger RNA, 926 nt
Organism: Drosophila biarmipes
Lineage: Eukaryota; Metazoa; Arthropoda; Insecta; Diptera; Drosophilidae
Product: chymotrypsin-like protease CTRL-1
Exons: 4
Coding region: 3-875 (290 amino acids)
Biological process (GO): proteolysis
Molecular function (GO): serine-type endopeptidase activity
Source: RefSeq, a predicted model, not a curated record
UUAUGAUGCAGAGCACUCUUGUUGUGCUGCUUUGUUUGAUUAUCGUCAACCAAGUUUUGCACGGCUCGGCCAAAUUACUUGAUCCACAAUGUGGCUUGAGCCCAAUUCAAAGAAGAAUAGUUGGAGGGUCCACUGCUGAACUGAACUCAGCUCCAUGGAUGGUAUUUCUACAUGAUCAAAGGGUAUUUAUUUGCGGAGGUUCUCUAAUUACGAAGGAUUUUGUUCUAACCGCUGCACAUUGUGUUCUUCCCACUCCCAAUCGAUUACUGGCUCGGUUGGGCGAGUACGAUUGGACCACAGAACCAGACUGUUAUAAUCGCUUUGUAUGUGCCCCACCUUACAGAGAUUACACGGUUACUAAAAUCUACACACACCCGCGGUACACGUCGAUUGCCAACCAUGACAUAGCUCUGCUAAAACUGAACCAGUCAGUGGUAUUCACAGAGACCAUACGACCUAUAUGUGUGUUAAUGCAUGAAAAUCCGGAUGAAUGGUAUUGGUAUGUGGAUGCGGUUAAGGAGUUCACUCUGUCCGGCUGGGGUGCUACAGAAAUGUAUUCGGUUAGCCCCAGGCUCCAAACCGUCAAUCUCACCCAAACCGAAAGGGGAAUCUGUCACGAUCAACAUGCUCCCAACGUCGAUCACACCCAUAUCUGUGCCGGAAAUAACUAUACCUAUGCCUGCACCGGAGAUUCCGGUGGGCCGCUCGUAACGACGGUUUACUAUGACGAAAGAGAGAUCCAUGCUCAGGUCGGGAUUGUUAGUAGUGGCUCGGAAAAUUGCAGAGGGAUAACCGUCUUCACCAAUGUGUUAAGCUUUACUCAGUGGAUUGCGCAGACCAUUUCAUAUGACGAGAGAUACAUGUGUUCUGGUUAAGCAUUUUAUUUAUCACAGUGUUUCUGCAGAGGUUCUUUAUUAAUAAAAUUG